UGAAGCCCGUCUAUUGCGGAAGAGUGAACGAAAACAAAUAAUCGUUUUAGAAUUGUCGAGUCAAAGUCAGGAGGGACGGUCGAAACAAAACAUUUACACUUGUUCGCUUAGUAACCGUCGUCGUACACCAAGCUCCGUACAAGAUGGAGUUCCUGUUUGGGAAGAGGAAAACCCCAGAGGAGAUGCUGAGACAGAAUCAAAGGGCACUCAAUCGAGCCAUGAGAGAUCUGGACAGAGAGCGACAAAGGCUGGAGCAGCAGGAGAAGAAAAUCAUUGCUGACAUAAAGAAAAUGGCCAAACAGGGACAAAUGGAUGCUGUCAAGAUCAUGGCCAAGGAUUUAGUUCGCACAAGGCGCUAUGUCAAGAAAUUCAUUAUGAUGAGAGCAAAUAUCCAGGCUGUCAGUCUAAAGAUUCAGACGCUUAAGUCCAACAACAGCAUGGCACAGGCAAUGAAAGGCGUCACCAAAGCCAUGGCCACCAUGAACAGACAGCUGAAAAUGCCUCAAAUACAGAAAAUCAUGAUGGAGUUUGAAAGACAGAGUGAAAUCAUGGACAUGAAGGAGGAGAUGAUGAGUGAUGCAAUCGAUGAUGCUAUGGGCGACGAGGAUGAUGAAGAGGAGAGUGAUGCCAUUGUGUCCCAAGUGCUGGAUGAGCUGGGUCUCAAUCUGUCUGAUGAACUGUCAAAUCUGCCAUCCACUGGAGGAAGCUUGUCAGUGGCAGGUGGAAAGAAGGCUGAACCCCAAACCGCCCUGGCAGACGCAGAUGCUGAUUUGGAAGAGCGCCUGAAUAAUCUCAGGAGGGAUUGAAAAUGAAGUGAAUGGCAGACAAGCACACUUUGGCUGGAGUGUUAAUAUAAUUACAAAUGUACUGAGAUGUCUGUUUUUAGAUUUCUUUGGAAGGGAUUGGUGGGGCAAUGUCGUUGGUUCUGGUCAAUGGUCUAUGUUAUAACAGUAUAUGGCUUUCUUUCUCUUUUGAGGUAUUUAUGUUUUAUGUGUGCAGUAUGUGUUUUAUCAGCACACCUAAAAGAUUUAUUGUCAUGCAUAGGGCAAGCAAAUCUUUGUCUUAUUUAAGACACUCCCAAGUGAAACAUUUUAUCCAAAGGACAAGCAUAUAAUUACAUGUAAGUACUAACUCCAUAGCAUGUGAUUUUCACUAUUUAAACUUACACUAAUAAUAAAACAUUCAAUGAAUCCAAAGGUUGGAUGAAAGUUAAGGUUGUAUAAAUGAACAUUUUUAUAUGUUUCACAUUUACGAAUAUCAGCACAUUUUGUACAUCCAGCUAGUUUUAAUGACCUGGGCAUGUGUCAUCAGGAGGAAAGACAAAAAAACACCUUACAUGAGGGUUUAGUCUUGGUAAGCCCCAUUUGGUAUGUUUUGCUUGCUUUUGGUUUACUUUGAACAAUUUGCACUUUUCAGACAGCAACAUAUGAUAGAAAAACAGGACAUUUUUCUGUUGGUGAGGAUGUCCACUCAAAAAGUAUACAUAAUUUGAACAUCCAUGGGUUUUUCUUACGUAGAAAAAAAGAGGUGAUUUUAGAAAAUAUUACCGUAUAAUAAAAGCUAGAGCUAUUCCCUAAAUUGGUUUUUUCACAGGUGGCAAAUGUGCAAAGCAGGGGCACUCACCGCAUGAUGCCUGAUGUCAUCGCCCUUUGUCAGUGGCAUUUUUGAAAUCAAAAGGACUCUUGUUAAGGGUGAUGAAGGGUGGUGUUUAUAUUUCAGAAACUGUCUUAUUUCGAUUUUGUUUAUUCAAUAAACUUUUUUUCAGAUUA
Messenger RNA from Lampris incognitus (smalleye Pacific opah), 1769 nucleotides. RefSeq names its product charged multivesicular body protein 2A (gene chmp2a). The record is from RefSeq and is a predicted model, not a curated record. Bases 144 to 806 code for a protein of 220 amino acids. Gene Ontology annotation, cellular component: ESCRT III complex; multivesicular body. The transcript has 6 exons. Gene Ontology annotation, biological process: late endosome to vacuole transport; endosome transport via multivesicular body sorting pathway; protein transport. NCBI's taxonomy places the organism in Eukaryota, Metazoa, Chordata, Actinopteri, Lampriformes, Lampridae.